Mixia osmundae IAM 14324 is the source of this 5449-nucleotide messenger RNA. RefSeq lists its product as uncharacterized. Bases 209 to 5449 code for a protein of 1746 amino acids. Gene Ontology annotation, molecular function: ATP binding; nucleic acid binding. NCBI's taxonomy places the organism in Eukaryota, Fungi, Basidiomycota, Mixiomycetes, Mixiales, Mixiaceae. The record is from RefSeq and is a predicted model, not a curated record. The transcript is spliced from 5 exons.
GAAUGUCUUCAUGGGUUGCUGAGGCUGCGAAGCAAUCGUCUAUCGACUCAGCGUGCGCGUAUUGCCAUCGAGGCAAUCGAAAUCCAAACGUCGAUGGCUUGCUAGCAUCUCACGACUCACCCACAAGUGGAGCCCUCUGUCAUUCUCCUGUCCUGUGACCGCAUAAUCAGCUGGAACCAGUGAAGCACAAGGAGUCUCCCUCGUGAGCAUGGUGACACCUGUAUGGCCACAAAUUUGGCCUGUAGCCAGCACGAGCAAGCAAAGACUAGACGAGCCUGUGCUUGACAGCUUGCGGAGACUCUUGCAACAAGCUGGCAUCGAGCCCGCAGACGUACACGAGGAUGAGCAUCCGUGGACUCGCUUCUCGUCAAGAAAGAGCUCGAAAGGCAAGGACAGGGCUCAAGAUGAAUCCAUACGGCAACGAUCGCCCGAGAUGGCCUGGCUGGCGGCUCAGUUGCUCGAGCGGAAUGAUAUGGAUCGAGCUGUUGCGCUCUUGGCGUCUGCGGCGAAUGACGAAAGCAUACAGGAGCAACUCCUCGAUAUCGUCGGCUACGAUCGUAUCGAGAGCUUGCCUGCCAUCAUCGCUCGUCGACCGGCCAUUGCAGAAGAGGUCAAGCUACGUGAUCAAGCAGCCCUUCUCGCGCAUAGCGAGCCUUCAGACUCACCGCACCAACCUUCAUCUUACAAUCAGCCACGAACGAGACAGCUGCAGCCACAGAUAGACGUCAAGACAGCUGACGAGCGCGCCGCUAUCAAGCAAGCUCGCAAAGCCGGUCAGAAGGGCAAAAAGAACACAGCCAAUGGUGCGGCAUCGUCCCAACUCGCGUCAGGUCGAUUCGACGCUGCAGAGCUGCAGCGAAUCCGCGAGCAACAGCUUCUCGAAGCAUCUCAGAGGCCAUUGUGGACCAGCGAAGCUAGACCGGACACUGCGCUCAAGCUGCCCAACGUCUACGCUUCUUCUGCCUCACACGGUGGCACGACGCUCUCAUUUUUCGGUCAGAAAUAUACUCUCCCCGUCGGCACGACACGGCAAGCGCACGAACAUUAUGACGAAGUGUCUAUACCCGUCGCCAGGCAACUACCUAUGCGCAAGGACGAGCGCCUGAUUCACAUUGACGAGCUAGAUCCGAUCGCCAAAGGCUCAUUUCCAGGCUAUGCGACGCUCAACCGUCUGCAGUCCGUGGUCUAUCCGAUUGCCUAUCAAACCAACGAGAGCAUGCUCGUCUCUGCUCCGACAGGCGCGGGCAAGACGGACGUUGCCAUGUUGACAAUGCUCCGAGCGAUAUCUCAAUACGGAGACCUCGAUGAGACCGCGGACAAUCGCUUCGUCAUGCGCAAUAACGAUUUCAAGAUCAUCUAUGUCGCACCGAUGAAAGCGCUGGCCGCUGAAGUCGUGCGCAAGAUGUCCAAAAGAAUGGCAUGGCUCGGCGUCAAAGUGCGCGAGCUGACGGGCGACAUGCAACUCACGCGGUCGGAGAUCGUUGAGACUCACGUCAUCGUCACUACCCCCGAGAAAUGGGACGUCGUGACUCGCAAGACGACGGGGGAAGGACAGUUAUCCUCAAAAGUCAGGCUUUUGAUCAUUGACGAAGUGCAUCUGUUGCACGAUGAUCGUGGUGCGGUCAUAGAGUCCAUCGUCGCACGAACGCUGCGUCAAGUCGAAUCUAGUCAGAGCUUGAUCAGGAUCGUUGGAUUGUCUGCGACCCUCCCGAACUACAUCGAUGUAGCCUCUUUUCUUCGCGUCAAUCUCUAUCGAGGGCUGUUCUACUUUGACGGCAGUUUCAGACCCGUUCCACUUGAGCAGCACUUCCUCGGCGUCAAAGGCAAGGCAGGCAGCCCAGAUUCGCGCACCAACCUUGAUAAGGCUUGCUUUGACAAGGCGAGUAGCGCGAACCGCAGGCUCGAAUCAUUACUGAACGAAGGACAUCAAGUCAUGGUCUUUGUCCAUGCUCGAAAGGACACGGUCAAGACAGCAGAGAUGCUUCGCGAGCAAGCCUCAUCGGAAGGCCUCGCCGACCUCUUUGAUGCAGCAGAUUUGCCGCGAUACGAUGGCUUCAAGCGUGAAGUGGGCGCAUCGCGUAACAGAGAACUCAAAGAGCUCUUCUCGCAUGGCUUCGGCAUCCACCACGCAGGCAUGCUGCGGUCCGAUCGGACGCUUAGCGAGCGACUUUUCGAGAGCAACAUGACCAAAGUCUUGUGCUGCACGGCGACGCUCGCCUGGGGUGUCAAUUUGCCGGCCUAUGCUGUCGUCAUCAAAGGCACACAGGUGUACGAUGCUGGCAAAGGUUCCUUUGUCGAUCUUGGCAUCCUUGACGUCCUGCAGAUCUUCGGUCGUGCUGGUCGACCGCAGUACGAGACUCACGGUGUCGGCUAUAUUUGCACUACUGCGGACAAGCUUGAUCACUACGUAAGCGCCAUCACCCAACAACAUCCCAUAGAGUCGCGCUUCGUCACCGGUCUAGUAGACUCGCUCAAUGCUGAAAUUGCGCUGGGAACGGUCACGAGUAUUGACGAGGGUGUCCGCUGGAUAUCGUACACUUAUCUGUUCGUCCGGAUCCGGCAGAAUCCUAUGGCGUACGGCAUCUCUCCAGACGAACUUGUCGAUGAUCCUUCCCUCGGCAGCAAACGACACCUGCUUAUCACCCAAGCCGCGAUCGCUCUUGCGAAAGCUCAGAUGAUCAGCUUUGAUGCAGACUCAGGCAGUCUGCGCCCGACCGAGGUCGGCUCGAUCGCAUCGCGCUACUACAUCCGGUUCAAAAGCAUGGAGAUUUUCAACGAGCGUAUGCGACCGAGCAUGUCGAACGCAGAUGCCCUUGCGUUGCUAUGCAUGAGCACGGAAUUCGAACAGAUUGCAGUCCGCGAUACCGAGACCGUUGAACUGUCAAAAUUGAUUAGCGACGUCAUCCCUUGCGAAGUCAUCGGAGGAACUAAGACCACUCCUGGCAAGGUCAAUGUGCUCUUGCAAUCUUACAUCAGCCGCGCCACUUUGGUCGACUUUGCCCUCAUCAGCGACCAGGGCUAUGUCGCGCAGAACGCCGGACGUAUUGCGCGCGCAGUGUUCGAGAUUGCUCUGAGCCGAGGGCACGCUGCGCUGGCUACCGUCAUGCUGGAUCUGAGCAAGAGCAUCGAAAAGCGGAUGUGGGCGUUUGAUCAUCCGCUCGGUCAAACGGAUCUGCCACGCAACGUGCAGUACAAUAUUCGCCAGUACCUUGAUGACUAUACCGUCGAGGAUAUUGCAAAUGCCACAGAGCAUGAUCUGGGUGAAGCGCUUCGGCUCAAUGAUCGACUGGGCGGCAUAGUCAAGCUGGCAGCGCAGCAGUUUCCCCGGGUCAUGUCAGAUACACGCGCUCAGCCUAUUGCGCCUGACUUGCUCCGACUGACCGUCACUGUAACGCCACAAUUCGAGUGGACGAAAGCGACGCGCACUUCUGUCCAGCCAUUCUACUUGUGGAUCACUGAUGCGACAGACUCUGUCAUCUUAGAUGCGACACGACUCGUCUUCAAAUCGACGACAAGAAGUCUCGUGCACCGCGCUGUCCUCACACAUGAGCCGAUGACAGAGGCUCUGCAUGUCCAUUUGGUCUCAGAGCGCUGGCUGGGUAGCGAUGUGUUCGAAGAUGUCGAGCUCGUAGAUGUGCACGUACCGGCCCUGCCUGACGACUCGACUGUAAUCUUAGACGUUCCGCUCUUCGAACAUCCUCGCACGAUUGCUGCAGAUCCGUUCAAGCUCAGCGGCAAGACGCACGACGCUGUCGAGACACAGAUCUUUCAUUCGAUCAUGCACACAUCUGCCAAUGUGCUAGUCGCUUGCGCUACCGCUCACAAUCGGCUGACAGUGCGCGAGCUGGCAUUGACUAGACAUCUAAGGCUGGGUGACAAGAUUUUGCUGGUCUCCGCAAGUCCAGCCGGCGCCAGACUAGCGCAUGCAAAGCUCACCUCAGCUGUAACACCGCUGGGUCAUACUCUUGGGCUGCUCUGUGCGGAUCGGCAACGUGAAGACAUUCCUGACAUCCUCAUCACUGACGCGUCGUCUUUGAUCCGUCGAUGUGAGGCUAUAGGUACGGCAGGCUUGCCCGAUGUCGCUCUCUGCAUCUGCGAGGAGCUUCAAUCGCUCAAUACUGAGUACGAGCUAGCACUGGCGAUGCUCUCCUCCCAUCGUCGGAAGACUCGCUAUAUCGGCUUAGCAUGCUCUUUGCAGACAUCUGGCGAUCUCGCGCAGACACUAGAGGUGCCAGCAGGACAUAUCUACAGCUUUGCGCCGUCAGUCAGGAUGACAUCGCUGACGACUGACUUUCGGCCGUUCUAUCAAUCAACCUCGGCGUCUUUGCUGACAAUGAUGCUCCGGCCGGCCUACGAGAUUCUUCGCAAAGCAGCAGGUACAAUCUUGUGCGUCGUGCCAUCAGAAGAUCAAUGUCGGCAGACGCUUCGAGAGCUGUCAAAGAUGAUUGCGCUCGAUCUAGACGCCCCAGAUGCUUUCAUAGGCGAUCACGAAACGAUUGAUAUCUAUGCCGGUCAGCUCGGCAGUGGAGAUGCCGAUGAGGCACUUCAGCGAGGGCUUGUCGCAAUGCACGCGCGCAUGUCGCCCAAAGCUCGCCGGAUUGCCAGCAGUCUGUCCAAGAGCGGCGCUGCGCGCGUGCUCAUUGCUACUAGUGACGCGGCCGUCGCUCACAAGAUCUCCUUCGAUCACGUUCUCAUUCUUGGUACCGAAUUUGGCGUCUAUAGUAAGGAUGGCGAGCGUCAGCACUGCGAAUACUCGCCAGCUGAUCUGGUGGCCCUGCAAGACCUGGCGAUACCAUCAACUAGUGGCGGCACGGCGACUUGUCUAGUGAUGUCUUCGCCCGCACAGAUUGCGCUCUGCUCGCGCAGCCUGCUAUCAGGUCUCAGUCUUGAAUCUGACCUUGAAGUCAACAGCCUGGCAUCGUUUAUACUGCGAUUCGUUGCGGUCGAUGUCUUCAAUUUCAAGCAAAAGAUCAUCGAUCUGCUUUCGGGUAGCUAUCUCAACCGUCGGCUCGUCUCAAACCCGGACUACUACAGUCAAUUGCCGGGUGAGGAGCUCAGUCUGACGCAGCUCGUCGACGAGGCCAUCGCGCUACUACAGAAGUCUGGGGCGAUCAGGGUCGAGAGUGGCAGCCAGCUCUGCAUAACUCGGAUAGGUCAAGCGGCCCUACAGUCGCACAUCGCCGUCGAGACGCUUGGCGAUCGUAUCGCAGAACUGAAUGAACAUUCUCUGAAGGCCAUCACAGGCGCUAAUGAAACGAGUCUGCGGCACUACUACUCGAAAUUACCCCGAAGGGUGCAGACCGAACUCGGCAAGGCAGACAUACUCGACUUGACGGCUGUCGCGGUGCAGCAGGCCGUCUUGCUUGCUGGUCUCAAAGCUGGACGGGUGCCGUCUGAUGCGCAGCUAGAGCAACUUCAGUACGAGCUCGUGUCAGGCCUGUUUGCAUGA